Messenger RNA from Varroa destructor (honeybee mite), 1821 nucleotides. RefSeq names its product 3-oxoacyl-[acyl-carrier-protein] synthase, mitochondrial. Gene Ontology annotation, molecular function: 3-oxoacyl-[acyl-carrier-protein] synthase activity. Gene Ontology annotation, cellular component: mitochondrion. The record is from RefSeq and is a predicted model, not a curated record. Gene Ontology annotation, biological process: fatty acid biosynthetic process. NCBI's taxonomy places the organism in Eukaryota, Metazoa, Arthropoda, Arachnida, Mesostigmata, Varroidae.
UUGUAUUGCUUGUGACAGCUGCAGCAUGUGAUAGUUUAGAUUCGAAACACAGCGUCUAAAUACCGCCUCAGGCUCAAGCACAUCUUGCACACAUUCUUGAUUCUAAUCUAUAUGAAACUACCUAGUUAUAGAAGAAUCCCAAUUGAAUCGAAAACUUUGUAUUUACGCUGGAUUCUUACCUAUUGGCGUGAUAGCGAGGUACACCGCAUGCGAUGACGAUCAAAACAUAACCUGACUCCAACAAUCGCUGCUCGACUACUGAGUGCAAAUAUCGUAUUCGACGUUUCAGAAGUACGGUUGGCAACUACGAGCAGGAUAUCUAGACAGAAAAUGUUAUCAGUGUUUCGCGUUUUUACAAAAGCUUACAGCACUCGUCGGGUGGUCGUAACUGGGUUGGGCGCCGUCACCCCAUUGGGGGUCACAGUUCCCGCAACAUGGACGGCGCUAUUGGAAGGCCGUUCUGGCGUGACAAAUACACCGAGUGACAAGGUCUUUCAAGACUUGCCUUGUCGCGUGGGUGCUUUCGUGAAUGCACCAGAUUUGGCUACCCCAGUCUUCGAACCUAUGAACGUCGUAAAUUUCUCUGAGGUACGAACAUUUAGCUCAGCAACAAUUUACGCACUUCAGGCUGCGAAGGAAGCGUUACAGGAUGCCAAAUGGGAACCAUCGUCGUUAGAUGAGGGUGGCGAUCGUACGGGUGUAGCGAUUGGCAUGGCUAUAACCGAUUUAGAAUAUAUCAUUGACACUGGAACCGCGUUUCGGACAGAAGGGUACAAAAAAGUGUCACCAUUUUUCGUGCCUCGAAUACUGACUAAUAUGGCCUCAGGAGCAAUCAGCCUUCGGUACCGUUUUCGAGGCCCUAAUCAUUCUGUGGCUACAGCGUGCGCUACUGGCAUUAAUGCAAUCGGCGACGCUUUUCAGUUCAUACGAUACGGCAAAGCAGAUGUUAUGGUAUGUGGUGGGACGGAGGGCCUGAUUUCGCCUUUAAGCAUUGCCGGUUUCAGCCGAAUGCGUGCUCUCAGCACGAAAUUUAACAGCGAACCGAGUAGAGCGUCUCGGCCAUUCGAAAAACACCGCGACGGGUUUGUCAUUGGUGAGGGUUCAGCAGUGAUAGUUCUCGAGGAGUUGGAGCACGCCAGAAAGCGGAAUGCUCGUAUCUACGCGGAGAUACUGGGUUAUGGAUUAGCCGCGGACGCUUACCACAUUACAGCUGCGUCCGAAGAUGGCGCUGGCGCGUAUCUGUGCAUGCGUGCAGCUCUCCGUGACGCCGGUAUCCGGCCAGAGGACGUGGGCCAUAUCAAUGUGCACGCGACUUCGACGCCAAUCGGUGAUGUCGCUGAGGUAGUAGCCAUGAAAAGGCUCUUUGAAUACGGUAAAAAUUUCCCUAAUGACAGGCAGUUGCCGCUAGUUUGCGCCACCAAGUCGAGUACAGGGCAUCUGCUUGGAGCGGCUGGAGCUAUCGAAACGGUAUUUACUAUACUCGCCGUCGACAAUGGGGAGAUUCCGCCCACUUUAAACUUCGAGGAGCCCGAUGACAAAUGUAUCGGCCUUCAAGUAUCAUCCACUAAAACGAAAUGGGACCAGCGGGGCAGAAGAGUGGCGCUCAAUAACUCGUUUGGGUUCGGUGGGACGAAUGCGACCCUUGUUAUAGCUCAAUGUAAAUGAUACCACAUAGACAUUGAAAAUCUAGGGUGUUAGUGUAGAACCGAUCAGAAAUAAUGCUUUUAUAUUUUGUUGUGAAAUAUUCAACGCUUUAAAACGCAGCUUUCGGUGAAUAUAUCUGAAACAUCAUUCUUUAGCUACUCUGUUAUAUUGAUGUGC